This is a messenger RNA of Lycium barbarum (goji berry), 3624 nucleotides long. RefSeq names its product kinesin-like protein KIN-14R. Gene Ontology annotation, molecular function: microtubule motor activity; microtubule binding; ATP binding. Gene Ontology annotation, biological process: microtubule-based movement. Bases 127 to 3390 code for a protein of 1087 amino acids. Lineage: Eukaryota; Viridiplantae; Streptophyta; Magnoliopsida; Solanales; Solanaceae. The transcript has 19 exons. The record is from RefSeq and is a predicted model, not a curated record.
UUUUGAACGGUCACAACAUUGAAAUUUGAAUAACACAUUUCCGCCAGAAUUACCCAAAACAACACUCUUUAAGUUUUUUUUUUCAAGAUUCUUGGAUUUUCAGACACCCAUUUACAACAUAUUUCCAUGGAUAGCAUUCAAUCAAACCCUUUUCCAGAUUUACCCAUAAAUUUCGAAUGGGAAACACCCUUAAAUCAAGAAAUGACAGCAUCUGUCAUGGAUCAAGAUGAUGAAAAUUUUCAAUUUUUAGCCGAUUCGAUGGUCUGUGACUCGGGUUCAAGAUUAAUCCCAAGUGGGUUUACUAGAUCUAGCUGUACAGAGGACGUUGUGCUUUUUGUUAAUGCUGGAUCGGAGGCUUCAGUAGAGUUGGAUUCCAGUCUGAGCUUUCAGGCUGAUAACUUUUACCAAGGUGGAGAACCAUUUCAAACGGAGGAGUUCAUAAAGGAAGGCGGCGAACAUGCUUUCGUUUACCAGACAGCAAGAUUAGGAAAUUUCUGUUAUCGGAUCGACAAUUUUACACCAGGAAAUUACUUUGUUGAUCUUCAUUUUGUCGAGAUAAUAAAUGUAAAUGGGCCUAAAGGAAUGAGAGUGUUCAAUGUCUUUCUACAAGAUGAAAAGGUUUUGUCUGAUUUCGACAUCUUCUCUGUUGUUGGAGCCAAUAAACCACUACAAUUAGUUGACUCAAGAGUUUCCAUCAAAGAGAAUGGGAUACUUGAGAUAAAAUUUGAAGGAAUUAUUGGUAGUCCCGUGGUUAGUGGGAUCUGCAUAAGAAAAGCUCCGAAAGCGUCAGCUUCUCAAGCAGAACAUGACCGUCUUACAUGCAAAAACUGUGCAGCCGAGAUAGAUAUUCCAUCAGCACAGAAAAAGGUGGCACGAUUGCAAUCAAUAGCCAAGUAUGAGAAAAAGAUACAGGAGCUUGGUGAAUUGUUGGAACGCAAGACAGAUGAAUGUUAUCAAUCUUGGAUGUCUUACACUGCAGCUAACCAGCAACUAGAGAAGGUUAGGAUGGAGCUGGACAAUAAGACAUUUCAUACCUAUUCACUUGAUCAGAAAUUUGAGAAGCAAGCUAAGACUAUUACAGAGAUCUCAAUCAAGUACGAGUGCGACAAGAAUAAAUGGCACAUGGCGAUCAAUGAUCUCGAGAUGAAAGUAAAGAUUAUGAAGCAGGAGCACGCCCAGCUCUCUCAUGAGGCGCAUGAGUGUGCAGACUCAAUCCCUGAUCUGAAUAAAAUGGUCUUUGCAGUUCAGUCAUUAGUUGAGCAAUAUGAAGAUCUUAAGAUGAAGUACAACGAAGAGCAAGCAAAGAGAAGAAAGCUCUUCAAUGAAGUUCAGGAGGCGAAAGGGAAUAUCAGAGUAUUUUGCCGCUGCCGUCCAUUAAGCAAAUCUGAAGUGUCAGAUGGAUGCUCAACAGUUGUAGAUUUCGAUGUCGCCAAGGAUGGAGAACUUGGAAUCUUAAAUGGAAGCUCCAUGAAAAAGACAUUCAAAUUUGACCGUGUCUACACACCAAAAGAUGAUCAAGGUGUUGUCUAUGCCGAUGCUUCACCGAUGGUUAUUUCAGUUUUAGAUGGUUACAAUGUGUGUAUUUUUGCUUAUGGACAAACGGGAACAGGCAAAACAUUCACCAUGGAGGGUACAAAAGGGAACAGGGGAGUCAACUAUCGGACGCUCGAAGAAUUAUUCAAAAUUGCAAAGGAGAGGAGUGAAACAUUCACCUACGACAUAUCAGUCAGUGUGCUUGAAGUCUACAAUGAACAGAUCAGGGACCUAUUGGCUCCACCGACGACAUCAAAAAAGUUGGAGAUAAAACAAGCUCCGGAAGGGCUUCAUCACAUUCCAGGACUUGUGGAAGCUAAAGUAGAGAACAUAGAAGAAGUCUGGAAUGUGCUACAGACUGGAAGUAGUGCAAGGGCUGUUGGAUCCAACAAUGUGAAUGAGCACAGUAGCCGUUCUCACUGCAUGCUUUGUAUUAUGGUAACAGCCAAGAACUUGCUCGACGGUGAAUGCACAAAGAGCAAGCUUUGGCUUGUGGAUUUAGCUGGUAGUGAGAGGCUUGCAAAGACUGAUGUCCAAGGUGAUAGGUUGAAGGAAGCUCAAAAUAUCAAUAGGUCACUUUCAGCUCUAGGAGAUGUGAUAUCAGCUUUGGCAAAUAGAAGCAGCCAUAUUCCAUACAGGAACUCCAAGCUGACACAUCUACUCCAAGAUUCAUUAGGUGGAGAUUCAAAAGCCUUGAUGUUUGUACAGAUCAGUCCUUCUGAUAAGGACUUGAGUGAAACUAUAAGUUCAUUGAACUUUGCUACAAGAGUUAGAGGAAUUGAGUUGGGUCCUGUAAGAAAACAAGUUGAUACCGGCGAGCUCCAAAAGUUGAAAACAAUGCUUGACAAAGCAAGGCAGGAAGCUAAAUCCAAAGAUGAAUCCUUGAAGAAACUCGAGGAAAGCCUGCAGAACUUAGAGAGCAAGGCUAAAGGGAAGGAACAUGUUAACAAAACUCAACAGGACAAGAUUAAGGAACUGGAAAGCCAGCUCAAUUUGAAGAUAUCAUUACAUGGACAAUCAGAGAAACAACUUUCACAGCUUUCAGAGAGAUUGAAGGGACGGGAAGAAACUUGUGCUACUCUGCAACAAAAGGUCUCGGAGCUAGAGAACAAGAUGAGGCAGCACCAACAAGUUGAGUCUGAAAGCCUCAACAAUAAGGUCAAGGAUCUCGAGAACAAGCUGAAAGAGCGGGAGCAGGAGUUUGAGUCUCAGUCUGAUAUCCUUCAACAUAAGGUUGAUAAGCUUGAGGAAAAGCUGAAAGCAAAAGAACAGAAUGAACAGGAGUGUAUUCUACUCCGUCAGAAGAUUAAGGAACUUGAAGACAAGAUCAAGGAGCACGAACAACAGUUGGCAUGCAUGGUUACAGAUUCUGAUGCAAAGUCUUUUAGAUCGAGCCCACAUGAAAGCAAAAGUUCUAGCAGAGAAGAUUUAACAAGAGACAUUGAGCAACGUAUUUUGAAGACCUCAAAUACUUUCAAUCACCAGGCAAGUCAGGUGGGGUCUAAUUUGCCGAAGGGAAAGGACUCCAUCCAACAAGUCAGACGAAAGCGGUUGUCAACAAAUAGUGAGACAGAGAACAAUGGUGUUUUACCCAACAGGACUGAACAGGAUUACCUUCAAGAGGCGAGAAGGAAGCGAUUGUCUAAAAACGGUGAAGCAGAGAAAAACGCUUCUGCCAUAUCGGUUAAUGAUAGAAGGACCAGGCAAUCUGAUCCCCCUAGACCAUUUGCAAGAGUAACGAAGCCUACUACAAGUACCGUCAAUGCUCAGAGGCCAUUGAUUCGUAACAAGACGAGCAGAGAGCCCGUUCAAGGAGUUAAAGAGAGGGACACAAAGAAAAGGAUGUGGACAAGAUAGUGUUUGAACAGAAACUAAAGAAGCCAACUUGCAUUCUGUUGUCUUCACAGCUAAUUCAACUUAAUUUUAGUGUAUGUUUGAUUGGUUUGUGGUGCAUUAUGUAUAUGCUAUUUUAGUGCAGCUUGGUAGAUUACUGUAUCUGUAUGUUCUAAUCUACCUACAUAUUGUAUCUCAUUUUAAGAUUGAAAAAAGAAGUUGAUGAUGAUGGAUCAAAAUGAAUGUUGUUUCUUCUAA